CUCGUUUGUUAUAUCUCCUUCUUCGCUGUAUUAUGUUAAUUGUCUCAUAAUCCUACAUUAGCCCGAUCACUACGUACCGUAGCUCUGUGGACGCCAAUGAAGGCGCAUAUUUGGAGAGGAGCGCAUCGAGCGAACGUACAUUCAAGAGUAACGUGCAACGCUAGAUUUAUAGCUACCGAUUCACGAAAUCGACUAUCAAAAUUCUGGGCACCUACAGGAGGCAUCUCACCGCAGGAAGGAGAACACGAUGACUCUCAUGCGCAUUUGGUUCGAGGAGGCUUCCUCCGCCAGGCCCAUUCAGGAGUCUUCCACCUCCUCCCCCUAGGCCUCCGCGUGCAAAACAAGCUGGAAAACCUAAUAGACAAGCACAUGCGCUCUCUUAGUGCCUCCAAACUCUCCCUCUCAUCCAUCACCACCGAAACAUUAUGGCGCCAGUCCGGUCGCUACUCCGCGAAUUCAGAACUCCUCCGUUUAAAGGACCGAAGAGAAUCUGGCUUUCUUCUGUCUCCCACUCACGAAGAAGAGAUCACGGCUCUUGUGAGCGGAAUGGUGCACUCAUAUAAAGAUCUACCCCUGCGAUUGUAUCAAAUAGGGCGGAAGUACCGCGACGAAAGACGGCCUAGACAGGGUCUCCUCCGCGCUAAGGAGUUCCUGAUGAAAGACCUCUAUACAUUCGACUACUCGCAUGAUAAUGCGCUGAAAACAUACGAAGCAGUUCGGAAAGCGUACAACAACCUGUUCAAUGAACUCAAGAUCCCCUAUCUCGUCGCAGACGCCGACUCCGGGAACAUGGGCGGCAAGCUCAGUCACGAAUACCACUUCGCCUCCCCCAAAGGCGAAGACAACGUCUGGUCCUGUGAUUCUUGCAGCUACGUCGCGAAUGAAGAACUCGUCGAGAAACGAACGUCAGAUACGCCUUCUGAUAUCAACUGCCCACCGCUGGUCUUCACAGGUAUAAGCGUGGACCGCAGCCUCGCCAUCAACAUUUACAUCCCCCGCCCAGCAGCUAUGUCGGCAAACGAGUCGCCCCCUUGGGACCACAUCCACGAGUUCGUAAACCUGCACGCCCUGAAACGGCUCACAGGCAUGGACAUCGACACCGGUAUCGAGACGGCAACACUACACUCCCUCCUCCCCAAUACUACAUCUACAACUGACAUCUACGACCGCGCCGUACGCGCCCCUAACUCUCCAAAAUUCGUCGGCGACCUGACCAUCACGAAAUCAGGCGACGGCUGUCCGCGCUGCGAAGAGGGAAAGCUUUCAGUACGAAAAGCUAUUGAAGUAGGCCACACCUUCCACCUCGGCACACGAUAUAGCGUACCGCUUGAAGUGCUCGUCGCAGUGCCAGACAAGAACGAGAAAGAAGCCAUGCACAUGGGAUGCCACGGCAUCGGGGUCUCGCGGCUCAUCGGCGCUAUUGCGAGCCUUCUCGUGGACGAGCGGGGAUUGAAUUGGCCGAGGGUCGUAGCGCCCUAUGAAGCCAUUAUAAUUACGACUCCUCAAGUUACGGAGGAGGAUAGUGCACAAGUGUAUGACACGUUGGCGGGAAGGGAUGGUGCGACGGAACUGGAUUUAAUACUAGAUGACCGGCCCAUCAAGAGUCUAGCGUGGAAACUGCGAGAUGCGGAUCUGAUCGGAUAUCCCGUGCUAGUAGUGCUCGGUCGCCGCUGGAAGGAGAGGAGGGAGGUGGAAGUACAGUGUCGCCGACUGGGCGUCAAGAAGGACGUUGCGCUGGAGAAUCUGAGGAGCGAGGUGCUGGACCUACUGGAGCAACUAUGAGGGUAUUGGCAGCGGAUGUAUGAUAUUGCGCAAACCUUGUAAUCUACUGUACAUACCAUAUCAU
Molecule: messenger RNA, 1846 nt
Organism: Trematosphaeria pertusa
Lineage: Eukaryota; Fungi; Ascomycota; Dothideomycetes; Pleosporales; Trematosphaeriaceae
Product: prolyl-tRNA synthetase
Exons: 4
Coding region: 97-1782 (561 amino acids)
Biological process (GO): prolyl-tRNA aminoacylation
Cellular component (GO): mitochondrion; cytoplasm
Molecular function (GO): proline-tRNA ligase activity; ATP binding
Source: RefSeq, a predicted model, not a curated record